Molecule: messenger RNA, 1445 nt
Organism: Oryzias latipes (Japanese medaka)
Lineage: Eukaryota; Metazoa; Chordata; Actinopteri; Beloniformes; Adrianichthyidae
Gene: pgfb
Product: placental growth factor b
Biological process (GO): positive regulation of angiogenesis; vascular endothelial growth factor signaling pathway; vascular endothelial growth factor receptor signaling pathway
Cellular component (GO): membrane
Molecular function (GO): vascular endothelial growth factor receptor binding; growth factor activity; chemoattractant activity
Source: RefSeq, a predicted model, not a curated record
UGUGAAGUCUGUAACCAAAGCAUCACCAGCAGCUCACGCAGAAUAACACAUGGAGCAGUUUUCAAGCAGUUCUGCAAGGGGAAGAGAGGGAGGAGAUUGAAAUAACCAGUUUAAAAAAAAAAAGUGUGGAGGCAAUUAGGGAUUUUGAAGUGUUGUCUCUCUGCCGGCUUGUGCUCAGAACAGGACAAGAAGCCCCAAGAGCAACUUUAACGCACGGUUUUAAAAGGAUUAUUGCUUGAAAGUUUAGAUUUUCCCAAGCUUUUACAUAUUUCGAGUAUUCUGUAGGCACUUUGCAAUUACUUCCUAAAGUAAAUAUAUAUUUGUUUUGCUUUUGACUUUUAUAAUAUUCAUUUCUGCUUUAAGACCUAUUUGUCUCCGGGGCGCAAUCAUCAGUGAGAGCAAUCUUCUUCAGGUUACACGACGCAGAGAAGCUACGUGACUGACGCAACUCCAACUGGGAGCAGAUGACUUGGAAACUCCCGUGUUGGAAGAGAUCAGCCGCUCUCCGCGCCCAGACAACGCGACAUGAACCCUGGUUUUCUCAUCGAGACUGUGGUGGCACUUCAUCUGCUCCUCUCACCUGCGCAGAGUCUAUCUUUACCAAACACAAACAGUACAACAGAAGUACUGAUGUUUCAAGAAGUGUGGGGUCGUAGCUUCUGCCGGACCAUUGAAAAGUUGGUAGAGGUGGUUCAGGAAUACCCAACAGAGGUGGAGCACAUCUACAGUCCCUCUUGUGUGCCCCUGGUGAGGUGUGCCGGAUGCUGUGGUGAUGAGAAUCUGGAGUGUCAUCCCACUAGCACCACAAAUGUCACCAUGCAGCUCUUGAAAAUCAGGCCAUCAGAGUCCGGUCAAGAAUAUGUUGAAAUGACAUUUGUGGAGCAUCAGACAUGUGAAUGUAGAGUCAGGAAACCUGUCAUGGUGGAAAGGAAAAGGCAUAAAGGAAGAGGAAGGAAAAGGAAGGAAAGACAGAAAACCAAAGAGUGUGACAGAUGCCAGAUCCCUCGCAGGUAACUGCAGUGAUGACGCCGCCCUUUGUUGCAGCAUGGCUCAUUAUAUACUUCCAGCCCAGUGACAACUUCAGAGUCUCGUCAAUCAUCUGUCAAAAACCAUGUCUGCCACCAGAGGCUCAAACAGCUGGGAUGAUCUGCUGACGUGCUGUCUUACCGAUGGGCAGGACGUUUGUGAUGACCAGGUUUAUUACAGGAAGUGUGUUUUGAUUGGUUGAGACUCUACUGCCACACACCUGAUACAAAAGGAAAUCCCUGGGAGCCAGUGCAAUGCAUGACAGAAAAGACUGAUCUGUUUUCCAUUCAUACACAUUAUUUGUGUUCGUUAUUAUAAGAUUUGUUCGUUUUGGGUAUUUAAAAGUUGCUUACACUUGUUAAAAGUCUCUCUCUCUCUGUAUAUAUAUAUAUAUAUAUAUAUAUAUAUAUAUAUAUAUA